CUGGGGCUGGGCCCCGAGGGAUAUGAGAAUAGAGGGCUGGGUGGAUGGCGAUGCUGUCGCUGACGAAGGUAGCAGUGGUGAGAAACCAGCUCCUCUAGGUGUGUAUGUGCGUCCCAGAAGAGGAGACUAGACAGGUACUCGGGGCCAGCUGUAAGAGUGAGCAGGAGAAACAGGAACGUCUGGAAACCCAACGGGAGAAGCAGAAGGAACUCAUACUGCAGCUCAAAACCCAGCUCGAUGACCUGGAAACGUUCGCCUAUCAAGAAGGCAGCUACGACUCCCUGCCGCAGUCUGUGGUCUUGGAAAGACAGCGGGUGAUCAUAGACGAGUUAAUAAAGAAACUGGACAUGAAUCUGAAUGGGGACCUCAGUUCACUGUCCACUGAGGAGCUUCGGCAGCGUGUGGAUGCAGCUGUGGCUCAAAUCGUCAACCCAGCCCGAGUGAAAGAACAGUUGGUUGAGCAGCUGAAAACUCAGAUCCGAGACCUCGAGAUGUUCAUCAGCUUCAUCCAAGAUGAAGUCGGAAGCCCAUUACAGACAGAUAGUGGACACUGUGAGUGCAAGGCCAGUGGGAAGACAGGAAAUGGCUCCACCAGGACUGGCAGCAGCAAACUGCCUCCAGGAAACAGCAAAACGAAGGCAGAGGACGUGAAGAGAGUUCGGGAGACAGGGCUGCACCUGAUGCGGCGAGCGCUGGCAGUGCUCCAGAUCUUUGCCGUCAGCCAGUUUGGUUGUGCCACAGGCCAGAUCCCACAGACCCUGUGGCAGCGGGGCCAGACUGACAGGGACUACUCUCCCUUACUGAAGAGGCUGGAGGUGUCGGUAGACAGGGUGAAGCAGCUCGCCUUGAGGCACCAGCCACACGACCACAUCGUCAGCUCUGCCAACCUCCAGGACCUCUCUCUGGGAGGGAGGGAUGAGCUGACCAUGGCUGUGCGGAAGGAGCUGACAGUGGCCGUGAGGGACCUGCUGGCCCACGGGCUGUACGCCUCCUCACCAGGGAUGAGCCUGGUCAUGGCCCCCAUUGCCUGCUUGCUGCCAGCCUUCUCCUCGGCCCCCGAGGCCAUGCACCCCUGGGAGCUCUUCGUAAAGUACUACCAUGCCAAGAACGGCCGUGCCUACGUGGAAUCCCCGGCCCGGAAGCUCUCACAAUCCUUUGCCCUGCCGGUUAUGGGAGGCACUGUUGUGACCCCCAAGCAGAGCCUGCUGACAGCCAUCCACAUGGUGCUGACAGAGCACGACCCUUUUAAGCGCAGUGCAGACUCGGAGUUGAAGGCCUUGGUGUGCAUGGCCCUCAAUGAGCAGCGUCUCGUGUCCUGGGUGAACCUCAUCUGCAAGUCGGGGUCGCUCAUCGAGCCCCACUACCAGCCCUGGAGCUACAUGGCACACACAGGCUUCGAGAGCGCCCUCAACCUGCUCAGCCGCCUCAGCAGCCUCAAAUUCAGCCUCCCUGUAGACCUGGCUGUGCGCCAGCUCAAGAACAUCAAAGACGCCUUUUGAUGAGAAUGCCUUGGCCCUCAGCCAGCGCCUUGCUCAGGAGGGGUGGGUGGUUAGUCUUCUAGGAGCAGCGCAGCAGGAGGAGGAGGGGAUAAGACAUUUCCCCUGGCCAAAUGACUGCAAAGUCUGUUUGCCCCAUCAGCGUAGCAGCUCAGAAAGAUAUGCUGGGGACCCUCUUGUUAACACGUUGAUUGCCCACUGUGGAUCCGGUGCCUCUGAGGAAACACAACUGUCACCCAGAUUUGGGUGACGUGGUGAUCAACGUGUUAAAAGGUUCUGCCCUGGCGUGUAACCACAGUGCACAUGUGGGUGCGUCCAUUUGAGCUUGUGUAAAAGAAAUCAUCAAGGCACACAAUUAACACUAACUCAUUGCGCCACAUCUGAUUUUUAGAAAACCCGGUUGCUCUAACCGUUAUUUUCGUGGUGGUGAGUGACAGCAUGAAUUAGUCGUUUGUCCUGGAAGACAUUCAACCUGAGGCUUCCGUUAGUCCAGUUGGGUGCCAUGUUCCUUCACCCGAGGCAGGUUGAAAGUCCUGGGUCAGAAUGUAAAAUUCUUUUUCUGAGGACUGAUGCCCUUUUCUUCCUGACCCCAAUGUCAGGGGAGGCUUUGUAUGCUCUAUAGCUGCCUCUAAAGCCGGGAGUGGGAAUAUCUGAGAAGAGCGUUUCUAAGGGUGUUAAUCACAAGUUGAUUUUAAUAUGAGCCCUUUUUCAUGUAGAGGGAAGAACUGAAAUCUGUCCCUAACGAGGUGGGCCUUUCCUCAUGGUGCAGAUGAUGGUCUUUUGGUUUUGGAGCUGGUGGUUUACGGGGACAACCGCCGUCUGGCAAGUAACCUUUCUCUGCACACCUCCCAGAUGCAGACCCAGUCCCCUCAGAAGUGUGUGUGUCAGAGGUGUACUGUACUCUUUGAGAGAAUCCUGGCCACCCAAGUCCAGAAUGGAUGGGAACACAUGUUGGUGACCUGCAGCAGCUCCUCCUGGGGUUGUGACUCCACUUGUCCUGGGGGCUAGAUGAUGGAGGAGGUCUGAUCAUGUGACAGGUACUACAGCCAGAAUCAGAACUGUGGCAGAUCCCUGCUGACAGAUCAGGGGCUGAGCAUUUCAUUGUAAAACUGAGUCUCAGUUGGUCCUAUUUGGUCUGUUUUUGCCCUUUUAGUUAAUAUUUGCCACUCAGCUUGCAUACUGCUCUGGGACUAACCAAAGAUGAGCAAAAUGUAUCACCUCCUGGAAAACCAAAUGGGUUCUCAACACUACUGAUCCAGCAUUGUUUCAUGUACUACAUUGCCAACUGCACUUUGUGUCUGCACUAUAACGUAGUGCGUUUUAACUUAAUUUUUCAGUAACAUUAUUUAAGAUAUAUUAUUGAUAAUUGGAAUUAGUCCUUCUUCACAUGAAAUAGAAUAAGUGUAAAAUGUGAAAAAUGAUAAAUCUGUGGUUGCUAAUAAAAUCAUUGUAUUUUGUGA
Molecule: messenger RNA, 2956 nt
Organism: Vicugna pacos (alpaca)
Lineage: Eukaryota; Metazoa; Chordata; Mammalia; Artiodactyla; Camelidae
Source: RefSeq, a predicted model, not a curated record